AUGGCGGACUUGACCCGCGAGGAACUUCGUGCGGUGAUGGUCCAGCUGGGAGAACAACCACCUCGAGGAUGGACCAAAGUGGAGCUGGCGUUCAGGAUCUCCGAGCUCACGGGCGAGGACAUGAGUGUCAAGCUCAAGGGCAAGAACAAAGACAAGUCGCCUUUGCAGGAGUUGACUCAACGCCUGAAUGCGGCGGCUCGCGAGCGCAAGAGUGCGCUGAUCAGCUUCUGCGAAAAGGAGUUGAGGAUGAGCAAUCUGGACAGCUGGACCGUCAGCCGUAUCCAGAUGGCCGGAAUGCAACGAGUGAUGGAGUUGACCGAGGGCGACUUCCGCGACACGGUGUCCUUCGGCAAGCACGGGCUGCUGACCUACCAGGAGCUGUACGAUCAGGACCAGAGCUACUGUCGAUGGGUGGUGCAAACGGCCCGCGACAGGCCGACAGAGAGCGAUCCCAGGCUUCGUCGAUUGGCCCGUUGGAUCGAGCGUCAGGACGAUGCCGAGCUGCAACCAGACUCUCCGACAAAGCCGGGACAGACGAUUUUGGCCCUGCUCCACAAGAGUGGAUCGGCCCAGAGUGCGCCAACGACUCUGGCCACUUCCAAUCGCGACGAGCGCAUCGACACCCUGACGGCGAUGACCAAGGAGUUGCAAGCGGAAGUGGAGGCACUCAAAGCCGAGCGGUGCCAGGAACCUGUAUGCAAGAAGGGCAAGGACCAGGACACCGAGAUCGAAGGAAAUGCACCUACAACGGAGGCAACCACGACGUCCCAGCCGUCUUCCAUGGCGACCACUCGGGGACCGAAGCAGCCCUCGACGAUGAUGGCGACCUCGGGACGCUCGAGCCAAGAGCUUAGAGUCCAGAGCUUGGAGGGUGGUUCCAGGUUGAACGAAGACUACAAGCACGAAACCUGCGACCAGCUCCUCAACAUGUUCAAGACUAGAGAUGUGCAUGGUACUGAAGCUAUGAGUAGCCAGAAGUUUGAGCGCAGUCAUUACGUUGUCCUGGGAGCGUAUUCGCACGGAAAUCAUUAUGGCAUUACCAGCAAAACUGAGAAGUUUCCGGAAGCCACUCGUUAUCUGCUAGGCUACAUGAAGCACUGGAAUGGUGAGAGCCCGGUAGCUACGACCUUGGUGAUCAACCUCAACCGUAGAUGUCAACUCCACCGUGAUCUUCAUAAUGACAAAGCCUUCCCGAAUUGCCUCAUAGGAGUGAGCAAGUUCGAGGGCGGUAGGCUCUGGGUAGAGAACCUAGAACCUACUGCGAAUGGAAGCACCCAGAAUCAGAGCCGCAAGGUCCUACCAACUGGCGAGGAGAAGCAAGGGACGUUCCACGAGGUCUGCCGCGAGGUUGGGUUUUCGCUUGCCCCGCUCGCGGGCCACUUGUGA
Symbiodinium necroappetens is the source of this 1386-nucleotide messenger RNA. The record is from the annotation of a GenBank genome assembly. Lineage: Eukaryota; Dinophyceae; Suessiales; Symbiodiniaceae.